CUCAGUGACAUGACUGAAUUGUUUCGGGCAAAGGCUUCAAACUUUCAAAGUGCAGUAUUUCAGAUGACUAAAGUCAUGUAGGAGUCGCCCAAGCUGGACUCCACGAUGGCUAAUGUUCCAACGACAUUGCCGUUACUGGUUAGUGAUCGUGUACUCCUUCCUGCCUCGUCGCUCAGCCUGACUAUCAAAGAUGGACUGGGGUUGAACACAUUGGAGAAGUACGUGUGGUCCAGCUCAGACUGGAGCCGCAUCUACCUGGGACUUGUGACGAGCACGUCGGCGAAGAGCAACGAUGAAGGAUCUAAGCACAGCAGAGACAUUGGUACUGUUGUUUUGGUGAAGCGCACUUUAGUGUCAUCCCAUCCAAAGCCGCACUGCAUUCUCAAUGUCAAGGGUAUAUGCCGCUUUCGUCUGAAGAGCCUUAUCCACAGCAAGCAGCGCCUUGUCGGGGACAUUGAGCAGCUCGAUGGCUUUGCACGGCAAGAUGUGUCAACUGCUGCGGCUGCCGAGGACGACCCAGAGGCGUUUGACGAGUUCUUAGCUCGGAGCUGGGUGCUUCUCAGGAGUAUGUUUGCUGCCGCCGGGAAUAGCAGGCGGCUAGCUCUCAUUAAGCAAAUGAUGAGUUCUCUUCCGGCAUCUCGAUUGGUGGACGUUGUCGGUGGAGUGGUAACGGCAUCUGAAGGUGAAAAACGGCAGAUUCUUGAGAUGGUGGAAGUGAAGGCACGUGCUGCACUUGUAUUGUCCCUGAUCCGCCGCCAGCUCGAGUCUCCCGAAGCUACCGGUACGGUUCGUCGCUCUGAUCAUUCCAAUACGAUGGACAACGAUCAAAGUGCCACGACACCACAGAGAUCCCAGGGUGCGCUCUCACGGCUGAUCAAUAGUGACAUGGAAGAAAUUGAAGAGCUCGAACAGCGUCUGCAAGAUGCCAAUCUUCCCAAGACUGCAAUGAAGGCUGCCACAAAGGAACUGAAGAGAUUGAAACGAAUGCCGUCGGUGCAUCCUGAACAUGCUGUGCUCAGGAACUACCUGGAGCUGCUUGUUGAUCUCCCAUGGUCUCGUUCAUCAGAAGACCACCUGGAUAUUAGUAGGGCAAGGCAACAGCUGGAUGCUGAUCACUACGGCUUGGAGAAGACUAAAAAGAGAGUUCUGGAGUAUCUGGCCGUUCGCAAACUGAAGAGUAGUCUGCGUGGUCCUAUCCUGUGUCUGGUCGGACCACCCGGCGUUGGAAAGACCAGUGUAGCGCGGAGCAUAGCCACCAGCAUUGGCCGGUCAUUCCACCGGGUAUCUCUAGGUGGUGUCAGUGACGAAGCUGAUAUCCGGGGUCAUCGCCGGACCUACAUUGGUUCGAUGCCGGGUCGUAUCAUAUCGGGACUGCGUUCAGUCGGUGUGAAUAAUCCAGUGUUCUUACUGGAUGAGGUUGACAAGCUUACUAGAGGCAGUGUACGUGGUGAUCCAGCUGCUGCACUGCUGGAAGUACUGGACUCUGAGCAGAAUAACUCCUUCACCGAUCACUAUUUGACCGUUCCAUUUGACUUGUCUCAGGUGUUAUUUAUUGCAACUGCCAACACUACUGCAUCCAUUCCCAGUGCACUGAAGGACAGAAUGGAGGUUAUUCGCAUCACUGGCUACAAUACUGAUGAGAAACUUCACAUUGCGGAGAGACACCUCGUUCCUAAGCAGCUCAAGGAGCAUGGCAUCGGUGAUGGUCGCCUUGUUCUACCUCGGCCAACCCUGUCUGUAGUUGUAUCCAGCUAUACGCGUGAAGCCGGUGUGCGCUCACUGGAGAGGCAGAUCGGUGCAGUGUGUCGGGCCAUUGCCCUACAGCUAGCUGAAGAGAAGCCAAUGCCGCACCAAGCAGGCAGUAAUGCUGUGGUACGGUCCUCUCCUGGUUCACGCUCCUUGCCGGACGAAGAAACACCCGUAGGUCUUGACACCCCGUUGGUGUCUUCCAGCCUGGCAGCUAUCCAGACUCCGGGCGACCUUGCCAUGCCCUCACCGGUUGUUGUCACGCCAGAGAUGCUUGAACAACUGCUUGGGCCGGUUGAGUACCAACGAGAAUUGGGAGAGCGUCUUGUCACACCGGGUGUUGCGAUGGGUUUAGCCUGGACUGCUCACGGUGGUGUGCUGCUCUUUGUAGAGGCAGUAAGCAUGCCUGGUCAAGGAAAGAUCUCCGUCACUGGCAACCUAGGUGAUGUCAUGAAGGAGUCAGCCAGGAUUGCCAUGAGCUGGAUUAGAGCACACGCAGAACUUUAUCAGCUCAAUGGGGAUGUGACAGCAGGGACAAAUGGCAGUAUUGCUAGGAAAGACUUGAUGCAGGAUCGGGACAUUCACAUUCACUUCCCGGCCGGUGCUGUUGGCAAGGACGGCCCGUCAGCCGGCAUCACAAUACUGGUGGUGCUGAUAUCACUGCUCAGUGGCCGUUGUGUACGCUCAGACACGGCUAUGACGGGUGAAGUGUCCCUGCGGGGUCGAGUUCUGCCGGUUGGUGGAAUCAAGGAGAAAGUCUUGGCGGCGCACACAGCCGGUGUUCGCCGUGUCAUCCUGCCGGGACUUAAUCAAAAGGACGUCAAAGAGAUCUCAGAUGACAUCAAGAACUCUAUGCAGCUAUUCUUCGUGGACGCCAUCGAGGACGCACUUCAGCUCGCGUUUGAAGGUGGCUUCCACGUGUCCAGCCGGCUGUAAAUCGGCAUGCGCUCUACCGUGCACAGCUGGAUGUGAAGAUGUUGUGCUUUCUGCUUCACAUUACACACACACGCGCACGCACACGCACGCGCGCACACACACGCACACACACGUGCUGAAGGAACGCUUGCUGGCGAGUACUUCUUCGACACAUGGAAUAUCAUUUGCUGGCACUACUAAUGUCAAUAGACUGCUACUACUCAUUGUCUUUUGUUCUGUUUUUGAUGUUUUGCUGGCUUAGUACAAACUCACCUCUGCUGGUUUAAAAAAAUUAUGCCGUCCUUACCCUUAGAAAUUGGUCUGCACGCUAGUGGAUUGUGGUUCUUUUCUUUCUAGACAAUAAUACCAUUGUUGCUGCAUGCAUGUACUUUCGCUGCUUUGCUCUCAUGAAUAGAUUUUAUUUUUAUCUGCUGCGGUUGCUGCUUCAAUCCCCGCUGCUGCUGCUGCUGAUAAUAAUGCCAGAACUAUACUACUAGUCUAAAGCGGCAACAUGUGUGUGCCGCCCACUGGCCACUACUUC
Sycon ciliatum is the source of this 3202-nucleotide messenger RNA. Its product is annotated as lon protease homolog 2, peroxisomal-like. The coding region runs from base 106 to 2682 and encodes 858 amino acids. Gene Ontology annotation, cellular component: peroxisomal matrix. The record is from RefSeq and is a predicted model, not a curated record. NCBI's taxonomy places the organism in Eukaryota, Metazoa, Porifera, Calcarea, Leucosolenida, Sycettidae. Gene Ontology annotation, molecular function: ATP binding; serine-type endopeptidase activity; ATP-dependent peptidase activity. Gene Ontology annotation, biological process: protein processing; protein catabolic process; protein targeting to peroxisome. The transcript has 30 exons.